CAGACAUUCAGCCACGGGUCCAGCUGGCGUGGAAACUAUAUCGAGAAUGAACAGAGUACUUGCGAUACAUUAUCAAGAUCUGAACGCUACUCCGCUCACUUGACAUGCACCAGUUAUUGCCUACCCCGUCUCGCCUAUUAAGCCCGAAGGAUUAGUGAGGGAUCUACUGGCACGUCUUAAAUGGAAGCGCUUCGACUUUGGUGGUAAUAAUCGUCGAAAUCCUUGACUAGUUUUAAUGAAAUCAUGGCGAACCCACCUCGGCCCCUCUGGCGUCUGACAGCUACAGAAAUCUUACCACUUCUUCAUUCCGGACAGGUGACGGUGACAGACUAUGCCAAGUCUCUGCUCGAACGUAUCCAAGCCCGCAAUCAUGUCAAGGCAUGGGUGUGGCUGCCACCUUCGCUCAUUCUACACCAAGCGAAGGCGCUCGACGACAUACCCACCGAUGAACGUACUAUGCUUUACGGCCUGCCCAUCGGCAUCAAGGAUAUUAUUCUCACUAAAGACAUGCCAACACAGUAUAACUCGCGGAACUACGAGAGCGAGGACCCGAUCAAUGCCGACGCUAGCUGCAUCUUGACGCUCCGAGCGAACCAAGCAUUGAUCUUCGGCAAGACAACCACAACCGAGUUCGCCUCUACUAAGCAGGGAGGCUGGCACCAAAACUUGACAUCGAAUGUUCAUGAUCAGUCUCGAACACCCGGUGGCUCGUCGUCGGGCUCAGCGGCCGCAGUCGCAGACUUCCAAGUCCCUGUCGCUCUUGGUACGCAGACAGGCGGCAGUAUCGUGCGGCCUGCGAGCUAUAAUGGCUGCUACGGAUUCAAGCCAACUCAUGGUGCAAUUUCCCGAGAAGGUAUCGCGCAGUGGUGUCCUACACUUGAUACCUGCGGUUUCUUUGCACGGACUGUUGAGGAUCUCGAACUGCUCAGCAAUGCUUUUCGCAUACUUGACGAUGAACCCGUACCAUCUCACCCGUUUGAUUUGAGGACAGCCAAGAUCGGCUUCUGUAAUUCAUACAACUGGUCCAAAGCCGGUCCCGGAACAGUGGGUGCAAUGGCGAAAGCCAGGGAUUUGCUCCGCCGGCAUGGUGCGCAGAUAGAAGAAGUUGAGCUUCCCAACGACUUCGCAAGAGUCCUCGAUUGGCACGCUAUUGUUCUUGCUGGUGAAGGCCAGACCUCGUUUCUGGGCCGAUACCUCGCUGCGCAGUCGUUACUUCACGAGUCCAUCAAAGGUUAUGUGGAGAACCACAAGCAUGUUCGCCACGCCGACCUACUAGCCGCUUACGACGGUGUCGCCCGCUUGCGUCCCAUCUUUGACAACAUCGCUGUAGGGUACGAUGUCAUAAUCACACCCAGUGUUAUAGACGAGGCGCCAGUGGGUUUGGAAGACACUGGCGAUAUGUCUAUGUGCUCGACCUGGACCAUCUUGCACGUCCCUGCGAUUAACAUUCCAGGCUUUGCUGGAGCGCACGGGAUGCCGAUUGGUUUGACGGCUGUUACUGCGCGGUACCGAGAUAGACAUCUUUUACAUGCUGCGAAGGCUAUUGGAGAGGUGUUUGAAGGUGAAGGUGGUUGGAAGGCCAGCAACCUAUGA
Messenger RNA from Baudoinia panamericana UAMH 10762, 1593 nucleotides. RefSeq lists its product as uncharacterized. Bases 244 to 1593 code for a protein of 449 amino acids. The transcript is spliced from 2 exons. NCBI's taxonomy places the organism in Eukaryota, Fungi, Ascomycota, Dothideomycetes, Mycosphaerellales, Teratosphaeriaceae. Gene Ontology annotation, molecular function: catalytic activity. The record is from RefSeq and is a predicted model, not a curated record.